AUGGCGUCGUCCGAUAUGGAGUCCUGGUCAGAUGGCGACAGGUAUUCUGACAUUUCCAUUAGCGACUUACCGGAAGUCCGCCCGCAUCCUCCCCGGUACCUCUUUAACAACGCGGCUGAAUUUGCGGAGAGACAUGGCAAUGGAACCCAGACGGAGUUCGUUUGGGAGAAGGCGGGGAUCAAAAGCUUCAACAAGAAGUUGCAAGUAUUUUACGCUUGGCCAAUCGUCAUUCUUCACGACGAUGGUCUCAACAGAGACAUACUCUUCCUGGUUCAGACUGGACCAGAUGAUUCGAUGCUACCCAAGGAGGGGGAGAAUUGCACAAUGAAGUUUCCACGGCCCAAGUACAGCUACAAUGAAGAUGACGGACCAAAAAAGUUCUCUCGGAAUACUCGCUUUCUUUGCAGACCAGCCAGUCGCGUGGAUAAUCCAUGUUCAUUUUGGGGAGUCAAGGACGACUACUGGGAAAGGUGCAUGGCGUUUGAGGUCACCGUUGCAACGAAGACAUCACUCCCGUGCGAGACGAUCAUAAGCCCCAAAAUUGCCGAUCAAGACUUUUCUAGGAUUCCUCGGCCGAAGAGCCUUGAAGUUCCCAUCACCUUCGAGCUUCGGGUGUCCAACUCUACGAAAGAUGCGGAGCUCAAUGCCCUUAACAAGUUUGUUGAGACCUUGGGCCCUAACACAGCGAACUUUUCACCAGCAAUGAAUUAUCGCAGAGCUGCUUUCAGGUUCCUUCUGGACUUCAGGCCAACGAGUCACUCAUCUCUGUUUCGGACAUUUCCUCACCUGGCAGAUCCCUUUCGAAGACCAGAUGCUGUCCCCAAGGAGCUGAUGAGAAUGCUCGAAGCAAUGAACACCCAGCAGAAAGCAGCAUACAAAAACGGGCUUUCCGAGAUUCCGAACCGCAUUUGCUUUGUGGCUGGUGGACCUGGGGCAGGCAAGCACGAAUUGGUAAUUCAAGGAAGCCCGACGCCAUCGCGGAACCAAGUCCUCUACCUCAUCGACAUUAAUCGCAGCGCAACUGACGUCGCUAACAAGCUAUUUGAGAUGUUCAAAAAGUUGGGACUCAAGCGUAAUGUCAUCCGCAUGUAUUGUUGGAGCGACGAAAUGAACUCAACUACUCAGAAUCUGCUGGAAACUCAGAAACAGGAACUUUACUACCGCAUCUCACGCAAAGAGCAGGGAGAGACCUCUGAGGACAAGGAUGGUCCACUGGCCAAGUACGACAAAGAGGCAGACAAUAGCAGCGAAAUGCAACUUCGAAAACUCAGUCUCCCAAUUAUGAGGACAGGGCCUCGCUCAAAAUCUCACUACAAGGAUGAAAAGGCGAACCGCACGGCUCCAACGCUUGAAGAAGCGGUCAUGGCGUUCUAUGAGGAACACAAGGACACCUCGUACAUCGACCUCCAGAACCUCUCGUGUGUCAGAAACGGCGACCUAGAGGCUUUGAGGAAUCAUCUUGUCGGGCAGGUUUAUCAUGAUUUCCUCAAAGUCGUAGAUGUUGUUGUCACGACGCCCGUCACGGCGGCAAAGUUCUCGCGCUCACUCCAAAAGUUCGAUCCUAAGUUGGUGAUCUUUGAUGAAGCACCACAUGCUCGGGAGCUCUCAAUUAUGAUACCAAUCGCAAACUUCAACCCUGUAGCAUGGAUAUUCACCGGAGAUCAUCGCCAGACGAAGCCAUAUGGAUCAAGGCCCAACAUCAAUAAACAUGUCCUGCAGCUCAGGACCUCAACAAUGGAGCGGGCGUUCAACAGCAAUCCGAAUAUGACUUCGCUCCUUAUAAAUCAUCGUGCAAGAGGAAAUCUCCAUGAGCCGGCUUCGACCAUGUUCUACGGCUCCAAAAUGAUACCAGCAAUCAGACCAGGGGCCCCUGGAGCCAUCCCACCGAGUACUGAGUACCUCCGCCAGAAGUACAUUAUGGCCAUGAAGAACAAUAAGGGCCCCCAAGUCUCCCGCUUGGUUACUGUUCUAGAAUACGCCGAGUUUGACCGCGAACAGAGCAGAGUUCAAGGCAGUCUGUUUAACCGGGCCCACCAGGACUGGGUGGAAAGAUUAGUCAUUAAGCUGAUCAAGGAUCCGAUGUUCGUACAGACGAACCACCGAGAUCGGGGAACGAUCCUCAUCAUGUCCCCCUACAAGCGGGCAGUCCUCGAAUACAGGAAGAUGAUCAACGACCAGAGGAGAACCCCCUCAGGUCUCUACGGUUGCGUCGUAGAAGCCCGGACGGUGGACACAUCACAGGGCCACGAGGCGGACGUGGUAAUUCUUGACUUCGUCAGCGACUGGGUCACUAAUCAUCUGCAGGACCCAAAUCGUCUAUGCGUUGCGUUGACACGGGCGAGACAGGCCGAGUUCAUUCUCUUACAUACGGACUUGGAGGACAAGCUGGAGGGUCUCGGCCAGUUCGCGAAUGGGCCCUUGGCUGAAAUGUUGGAGCAUUGCAAAGAUGCUGGAGAGUUCGUCCGUAUUGUCAAGAGAACCCCAAAUGCGGUUGGGAUUUCUAAGAGUCUCGGGAUGCUUCCCUACAGGCCUAAGAAUUAG
Molecule: messenger RNA, 2541 nt
Organism: Diaporthe amygdali
Lineage: Eukaryota; Fungi; Ascomycota; Sordariomycetes; Diaporthales; Diaporthaceae
Exons: 5
Coding region: 1-2541 (846 amino acids)
Molecular function (GO): 5'-3' DNA helicase activity
Source: RefSeq, a predicted model, not a curated record